Raphanus sativus (radish) is the source of this 2035-nucleotide messenger RNA. Its product is annotated as protein DETOXIFICATION 45, chloroplastic. The transcript has 14 exons. Gene Ontology annotation, molecular function: antiporter activity; xenobiotic transmembrane transporter activity. The record is from RefSeq and is a predicted model, not a curated record. Gene Ontology annotation, biological process: transmembrane transport. Bases 161 to 1843 code for a protein of 560 amino acids. Gene Ontology annotation, cellular component: membrane; chloroplast. NCBI's taxonomy places the organism in Eukaryota, Viridiplantae, Streptophyta, Magnoliopsida, Brassicales, Brassicaceae.
GGGGGGGUUUAAAUAGGCCCAUAAACCAAAACAGAAACCGCCUUUGCUCCGGCAAAAGAAGGAACGGUUAACCCCCUGAUUGAAACUCCUUCUCUCUCUCUCUCUCUCGACGAUCGCAAAGUCUCAGUCUCAGCCUUACCCGAUUCCCGUUUGGUGGGAGAUGGAAUCCACUGCGAGUAGCGCUAGAUUAGUUGGCGGGAAUCAAGUUUCGCUGCCCUUGACUACAACAACUCAUAGAUUUGCCCAAGUGAAAAGAAAAGGAAACUUUCAACCUCUCUCUGGUACUACUAUAAAUGAUCUCUCCAUUCAUCACACCAACAACAAUCCACACUCGUCGGUGUCUCCUCCAUUUGUGACUCGCCGGAAGAGCCAGAUUAACCCUGACAUUGGUGUUUUCGAGUUGGAGGAACACGAUGACUCACUCCCGGAGGUGAAUGAGGUUCAAACUGGGAAAUCACGUCCUGUGGAUGUAAAAAGAGAACUCGUUAUGCUCUCUCUUCCUGCCAUUGCUGGACAGGCUAUUGAUCCUUUGACGCUGCUCAUGGAGACUGCUUACAUUGGAAGACUCGGAUCUGUAGAGCUGGGCUCGGCUGCCGUUUCUAUGUCCAUCUUCAAUACCAUAUCUAAGCUCUUCAACAUUCCUCUCCUCAGCGUUUCCACUUCUUUCGUCGCUGAAGAUAUCGCUAAGGUUGCCGCCCAAGAUUUAGCCCAAGAGGAUAUGCACAGUGACAGAGUCCCUUCUCAAGGUUUACCAGAAAGGAAGCAGUUAUCUUCAGUGUCUACUGCGCUAGUGUUAGCCAUUGGAAUUGGCAUCUUCGAGGCACUUGCCCUGUCUUUGGCUUCUGGACCUUUUUUAAGGUUAAUGGGUGUUCAAUCUACGUCAGAAAUGUUCAUUCCUGCGCGGCAGUUUCUUGUCCUUAGAGCACUUGGUGCCCCUGCUUAUGUGGUCUCUUUAGCUCUUCAAGGCAUUUUCCGUGGAUUCAAGGAUACUAAAACUCCAGUCUACUGUUUAGGUAUUGGUAAUUUUCUGGCUAUAUUUCUGUUCCCUUUGUUUAUCUACCAGUUCAAGAUGGGUGUAGCUGGGGCAGCAAUCUCUAGCGUCAUAUCCCAGUACACUGUGACCAUAUUAAUGAUUAUGCGUCUGAACAAAAGAGUUAUACUGCUUCCUCCAAAGAUGGGCUCACUAAAGUUUGGCGAUUACCUAAAAUCUGGGGGAUUUGUUCUUGGAAGGACUCUAUCAGUGCUCAUGACCAUGACUGUUGCCACGUCAAUGGCGGCUCGCCAAGGAGCUUUUGGUAUGGCAGCACAUCAGAUAUGCAUGCAAGUUUGGUUGGCGGUAUCUAUGCUUACGGAUGCACUAGCUUCAUCUGGACAGGCCUUAAUCGCGAGUUCUGCAUCCAAAAGAGACUUUGAAGGUGUGAAAGAGGUUACAACAUUUGUUCUCAAGAUAGGAGUAGUGACAGGCAUUACGCUGGCUAUUGUGUUGGGGAUGUCAUUCAGUUCAAUAGCUGGUUUGUUCUCCAAAGACCCUGAAGUUCUGCAGAUUGUGAGAAAAGGUGUAUUGUUUGUAGCGGCAACUCAACCAAUCACAGCGCUAGCGUUUAUAUUUGAUGGACUGCACUAUGGAAUGUCGGACUUCCCGUAUGCAGCUUGGUCGAUGAUGGUGGUGGGAGGAAUAUCAUCAGCGUUCAUGCUGUAUGCACCAGCAGGGAUGGGGCUAAGUGGAGUGUGGGUGGGGCUGAGUAUGUUCAUGGGGUUUAGGAUGGUGGCUGGAUUCGGCAGAUUAAUGUGGAAGAAGGGACCAUGGUGGUUCAUGCAUACAAGUGACAAGCGUCUUGCUUAAAAGCUGCGUGCGAGAGAGAGACGUGCCCCGCGUUCAACUUGUUACAGACGUGCCCCCCUUAAUGUUAAUUACGUUGUAGUCUCAUUAUUAGCUUCAUUUGUUAGACACAACACUCAUUCUUCGAUUUCGCCCUUGUAGUAAAAUCAUUACUAGUAUUGUGUUAUGUUAGCUUUUAUAAAAUUUCGGUUAAAA